AGCACUUACAAGACCAGGCAGUUGCAACCAUCAGAGCUGCCAGCAGCAGCAUGUCUGCUGCUCCUGCUCUGCUGUUGAGACUGAGAGAUGUGGGGCCCUGGAUGGGGACACACUGAGUGGGAGGAGAAGUCACCAGCAGUGUUUUUUCUGUGCAUAACAACACAGGGCUGUGCUUGUCAAGAAGCUGCAGCAACCUGGGAAAGGACUGCAAGGACAGAAAGGCACGAGGGCACAUUCAGCACGAGCAGCGUUCAGAGCCUUGCAAAACCACCACUAUGGCAAUCUCUGUGUGGCUGAAGGUCCAGUCUCUCCAGUGCACUACCUCACAGGAUGUUGUGCCCGAGGCUUCUAAUCAAAUGCAGUACUCAGUUCUGGAGCUAACUGACAGACAAAUGCCAGCUUUGCUCUGCAUGGUGAAAAGAGGCUUUGACCAUAGACUAAUUCUUAGAACUCCGUGCACUGUGCUCAAAGGGCUCCUUGGAGAGCAGGCCCACGGAAGAAGAGAGAAGUUCUGUCUGGAUGCAACAGGAGCUCAUCCACAUCCUGCACACGCUCCACUUGAACACUCCUGCAGGCUCCUACCACACAGGACCCCGUUCAUCACCCCCAGGUGGCUUUGUUGCAUAAGGGCAAAGCUCACAACUCUCUGGGAACUGCAAGUGGUGGGAGCUGAGCAGCAUCACAGAGGUCUGCAAGUACCUUCUCUGCACAGCGCUGGAACAACUCUCCACACCCCACUGAGUUCAGCCAUUUUCAGAGAGCCAUCUCUGGCUUCUUUUACACGUGCUCUGUGCCCACACGCUCAGGUUUGGCUGCUGACCGGUGUGCAAGGGCAGGCAGCAAGAGCCUGCAGGCACACAGUGACUCUGGGAGCGGAUGAGGACGAAGGUGAAACUCUCCUGGGGUUGUUUGUUUACGAUGUGGACGGAGAGAUCGCCCACACCUUCCACGUGCAGGAGCGCCGUUCUGGCGUCCCGCGGCAGCCCAGGGAGCGGAGCAGAGCAAGUCAGGGUUCUGCCGCUGGCAAAGGGAGCCGUGCGGAUGUGCCGCGGCGCUUCCCGCUCUGUAUCAGCGGGAGGAGCCCCGCAAAGCCUUCGGCCGUGUCAGAUUGGAGGCGCGGAGCAACUGAGGAAACGCAGAACGCACCUGCGUGUGCCGAGUGGAAAUUCACGGCAAUUCGUAAAAGACAGCAGAGAUUUUUAGUAGCAAUAAUGAGAAUAAAAGGUCGGUUACUUUCUGCCCGCGCUGAGGGCGGUUACUGGAGCGGCGCAUUGGGACGGGGCGAGGGAGGAGCUCCGGGGCCGACUGGGGCGAGAUGCGCGGGGCCGUGUGGCGUCAUCACCCUGCGCCGAGAGACGGAAGCGGCCGUGCGGAAGUGGUGCGGCGCAGCGCUGUGACGUCAUCACUCCUCGCCGCGAGACUGAGGAGGCCGAGUGGAAGUGGUGCGGGGCCGCGCGCUGCUCCAGCGCCGCAGGGCAGCCCCGGGCUCUGAGCGCCGCUUCAGCUUGUACAAAUCUUCCUUGACUGCAGUGGCUGUUGUGUCACGGACAUUCCUGCGUGUCCUCAGCUGUUAUCAGCAAGCUUGUCCUGGCUUUUGUGUCUUCUUACAGACUUUAUUGGAUACAGCUAGUGAUAGAUGGAGAUAAAACGAGGGAUUCCUUUGCAAACUGUAUCCUUAGGUGUCCAGAUGUGAAAGAGCCUAUGACUCACAUGCAGUACACCAUGGAAAAGAUUCUCUCAUUUUAGUCACUUGAGCUAUUAUAGGAGAUAACAUCAUUAACUGUUGCGUGGUCUUGAUCAGGCUGCUUACCAACUGCUUGAUCAAGGAGAGCAGGCAGAAGUCUUUUGUCAGCAAUCUGAGGUGUCUGCAGAUCAAUGAGCAGCUGCCCAUGGGAGCUGCAAUUGCCCUGGCAUUCUCUGGCCAAGCAGAACACCAGGCCACCGAGUUCAGCCCUGCAGAAUUAUAAUGGUGUAAUAUUCUGUAUUUCAUGGAACACAGUGCACCAGAACAAUUCCUGCCCAGGGUCUGCAUUCUUAGAUCAUAAAAUCAAACAACUAUAGACUUCUUAUUGGCCACUUCAGUAACGUGAACUAAUGGAAGGUGUCUCGCCCAUUGAAUGAGGCUUGGAGCUGUUCUUCAAUGUCCCUUCCAAUCCAAAUCGGUGAUUCUAUUAAUUUGCAUCAUAGGAAGUGGAAAAAACUCACCGCUUGUGUGCAGGAAAGGGUGGGACAAGGAUGGUCACUGCCUGAUGGGACACAGAGCAGUGAGAGAAGGGAGCAGAGGCCAUGCUGUGAGGGACAGCAGCAGCUCGCAUGGCAUCAGGAGGCAGAGAGGUGGGAAAUGCACAAAGAGCACUGAGAGCUGGAAGGCAGUCAGGGCUCACAAAGGCAGCAGUGCUCAGGGAACCCACUGAACUUCCCCAGAGGAUCUUGUUUGAGAUUGUACAGACUUGAGGCAUGUUGGUAUCAGCAUCAAUUAAAAAAUGGGGAUUGGUGUUUUCCUUGCUACUUCUUGACUGCUGAAAGGAGGUUGCUAAAAGCCUCUGUUUUACCAAAACUGUUUUGUUUUUCUCCUAACGUAAGUUUUUGUGGAUUAAAUUGGGUUGGCCUCGGGAAAGAAGGUCCCAAGGUGUCAGAAGUGUUCAGCAUUGAGCCCAUAGAGUUAGGCAGUUGUGCUUGAGAAACAGCUGUUAUUUUUUGAGUGAGUGGUCAUUUACAGAAGCAGAAAAACCAUCUCUGAUGCUAAAUUAAAGAUGAGUGUUCAACACUUGGUGCCAUUAUAGGUAAAAAUACUCAUCCAUUUACCAGGAAGAAAAUCCAGUGAACGUGGAUAAGGAGCAGUCGUUGCAGGUUUCUAGGCACUGCUUUACCACACAAUUGAGCGUUUAUGCCCAGGUGGAAUGUAUUGGGUAACUUCUUUGCCAUGUCCACUACUAAUAUAUUUCAGGAUAGAAAGAAAAAGUAAAACGUUAAUGAACAAAAAAUGUUCAGUUUCAAGAUGUUGUUUUGCAUGAUGUUUAGCUGUGGGACUUAGCAAGGAAGGCAGAAUUCAGGAGAUUUUUCUUUAAAUGGCCCUUCCUGUAUCUCAGCACUUGCAUUGCUAGCUCCAGCUUACAAUAUCCAGGCAUUAACAUGGAGCACCCUCGGUGCUGUCAGCUCCUGCAGCCAGUUUUAAACAUCCCUAAGCUGGUUAUUUCAGAACUGAAAAUAUAGCACUCAUUUUCCUGUUGAGGCCACUGUUUGGCCUUGCCAAGUCAGGAGUUGUAAAUCAAAGUUAUUUCUGAAGCAGUGCAGCAGCUGUGAGAGACAGGAGGAAGAAUAACGUGAAAGAAAGAACGCAGCAGCCACCAAGGUCAGUAAAGAAGUAGAGGAAGAAGGUGCUCCAGGUGUCAGAGCAGAGCUGCUCCUGCAAGCUGUACAGAAGACCAUGGUUGCCCCUGGCAGCCCCUAAAGAACCACAUCCAAGCAGAUUCCUGCACUGCGACCUGUGAAGGACUCUGCAUGGGAACUGUUGAGCCUGAACCACUGGUUGAGCACCUGUGGAAAGGACCAGGUCAGCAUUGGGAGCACAGGUGAAGGCAAUUCAGCUGUGCAACAGGAAGGGCUGGAGCCUGGCUGCACCUCCCUUAGGCCCCAUUUCAGGGCUGACUGCCACAGGAGAAGGAUCUCUGCCUGGAGAUCCCUCCUUGGUGGAAAAUUCCCCUGCAAACCUGCAAUCUUCUAAUGGAGCUGCCAUUACCCAAUCAGAGCAUUAACCAAAGUCACUGCUCAUAGCAAUUAAUAAGCUGCUUAGAGAAAAUAAAUAAAAAACAAGAAAUCCCAAUGAUCUUCUACUUCUCACCACCCAGGAAGUACAGCAGGCAUCCCUUCAUCCUCACCACCACAAAGUGGCAGCAGUCCCAGCAGUGCCUGUCUCCAGUCCUGCCCCUUUCGAGUCCCUUCCUGCCUCUGACAUAGUCCUGACCAGGCCCUGCUGUGCCCCCAUUCCCUGUUCAGCCCAUCCCUGUUCCUGUCCUGCCCCGAUCCUCCACAUCUCCUUGCCCAUCUUCUGGUCCUGUCCCUAUCCCUACCCUACUACCACCUCCAUACCCAUCCUCAUCCUUUUCCUUAUCCUGUCACUGCCCCUGCCCCUAUGUUUCCUGCCCAUCUCCUGUCCCUGUCCCUAUCCCUUGUCUACCCUAGACUUUUCCCUGUCCUGCCCCUGUCUCUGCUUGUCCCUCUCCUGUCCCCUCCCCUGUCCCUGUGCUGUCCCUGCUCCAGGCCUCUGACAGAAUCUCCUGGCAGCCCACCACAAAGCUGAAAGGAAAUUGUAAGGCAGAAGAACAGAAGUGUGAUGAAUGAGAGGGGAGGACAAAGAGGGCAGAACUGAAGAAAGGACACAGGUAAGAGGAGCAGAGCCAAUGGGGGAGGGGAAGGAAGGAGAUGGCAGGGGAGAAUGGACAAGAGGGAAGAGCAGAAAGGCAGCGAAAAUAGGAUUCCUUGAAAAGAAUUGUUUACAGCUUUCUUAAGAGACAGGAUUUCUCAUGAUAAGACUGAUGGUUUUCCACUUCCUGAAUUACAGAGGAUACAUAAACACAGAGGGUUAAAUAAACCCUAGCAAGAAGGUGCCAAAUUCUAAAGCAAAACACCCGGGAACAAUUCUACUUACUGCACUCCAUGGGACCUCUUAGCUAUUUGCAGAGCACCCAAUGCAAGCGGGUCAGCUGCUGUGGGGGAGGAUUGGGAACCAUAUUCCAAUCUGUAUCCUUGGAAGGAGAUAUUUUGGAAAAACUGGUCCUCACAAACUGCAGAGCUUCAGACGACCCCGGAGCAGAGGCUCCUUAGUAUAUGGGAACCCCGAGAAAUCUGCAGGACAGCCAGUAAUAGGGCUGGGAGGGAAACAAAUGCAAGCUGUGAAAACACAAACAGAAAUGAAAAUAGGAAACCUCCUGAAAUGAUUGUAUCCUGUCACGAUUGUCCCUGUCCCAGAGUACAUCACAGGGACAGGUAUUCCAAAAGGACUCACCUUGAAUCUUCCCAGCGGUCAGCCCCAAUUUGGGAUAAAGAAUUGUGUUCGUGCUCCGACAAUUUCAGUGGGAAAAGUAACAAUGCCUGCUGCGCAGAUUCCUGCUGCAACUGAAGUAGUGACAGUGAAACAGUAUGGGACCCUGGGGGGGGGGCAUGAAGAGAUAUCAAAUACAAUUAAUGAUUUAUUGGAUGCAGGAGUUUUAAGUCAACUACUACAGCUUGGAACAACCCAAUACGGCCUGUCAAAAAGUGAUGGGUUGUGGAGGGAAUUAAAUAAGCACAGCCUGCCUCUACAGCGGCUGUAGCAGGGAACCACUGCUUGAAGAGAAGUUCAGAAACAUUCCAGAAGCGGGUAUGCUGUGAUUGAUUGAGCUAAUGCACUUCCCACUAUCCCAAUUGCAGAGGAAUGUGGCAGGGGUGACAAGAUACUUUCUGUAGAUUGCCUCAGGGAUGGCUGCACAGUCCAACCAUUUGCCACAGAACAGUGGCUGAACAUGUGCAUGGUGAUAAACUGCCUCCUCCCAUGCAGUUAGUCCAUUGUACAGAUUAUAUGUUAGAUCUUUGUGCACAUAGGAUCCCUGAGACACAAACUCCUGAACGCGUCUGGGACUAGGAGUGGAUCCAGCUGUGCUGAGGAACCUUACCUCUGUGGUUUGAAGAGUUCACACAGCCAUGGGGUUGGCUCUGAUCCUCAUGACACAGCAGGAGAGCGUCCUGUAGGUGUGUGUGUAACCCUGUCCUCUCUGUGGAAAAUAACCAAGGGCAUCCAGCCAUCUCCAGUCUUGUGAAGUCACUGUUAUAUCUGCUACAGCAUAUCUAUGCUCAUCAAUAAAUGCGUUCCUGCUUCCCCCUUAGGAGUGUAUAUUGUAGCUGUAUCUGUUAAAAAUUGGUGAAGUCUGCAUGAUAGCAACUAGGGACUCUAUUAUAAGAUUCAUGGAGUGAAAGCCACUCCCAAACUCUCACAU
Lagopus muta (rock ptarmigan) is the source of this 5972-nucleotide messenger RNA. RefSeq lists its product as uncharacterized. The transcript has 5 exons. NCBI's taxonomy places the organism in Eukaryota, Metazoa, Chordata, Aves, Galliformes, Phasianidae. The record is from RefSeq and is a predicted model, not a curated record. Bases 276 to 1397 code for a protein of 373 amino acids.